Messenger RNA from Clunio marinus, 237 nucleotides. The record is from the annotation of a GenBank genome assembly. Lineage: Eukaryota; Metazoa; Arthropoda; Insecta; Diptera; Chironomidae.
AUGGCUUUGAAAUGUGUGAACAAGUUAAAACAAGGUGAAAAAUAUUUCGAGAUUGGAUUGUGCAAAGCGCAAAAUGUGUUCAAAUAUUUGUGUAUGUCUAUGCAAGAAUUAGACGUGAUUUAUAGUUCAGUUGUGUCUGAAUCUUUGAUUCAAUUUCAAAUAGAUAGAAGUGGCACUGUAUUUAAGUCCAAGCAACUUCGUUUCAUUGAGCCAAAUGUUCUCAAGAAAUUGUGCUAG